AUGGCUGAGUCGAGCAGUGAUUCCGUUUGCCUCGAUGUAGAGACGAUUUACCUCGGUGGGAAGGAGCAUAUUGUACGUACUGGUAGUGGCUCCGUAUCCGUUAUAGUUUAUGGUGACCCAGAUAAGCCAGCCCUCCUCACUUAUCCUGAUUUGGCCUUAAAUCAUAUGUCAUGUUUCCAAGGAUUGUUUUUUUGUCCGGAAGCGGCGGCAUUGCUGCUUCAUAAUUUCUGUGUUUAUCACAUUAGUCCUCCAGGGCACGAGUUGGGGGCUGCUUCAAUUUGUCAUGAUGAUCCCGUGCCUUCCGUCGAUGAUUUAGUAGAUCAGAUCCUUGAGGUGGUUAAUCAUUUUAGGCUUGGUGCAGUUAUGUGUAUGGGUGUACUGGCCGGUGCUUACAUCCUUACACUUUUCGCUAUGAAAUUUCGGGAGCGGGUUCUUGGUUUGAUCCUUGUUUCUCCUUUGUGCAAAGCACCAUCUUGGUCAGAAUGGCUCUGUAACAAGGUGAUGUCGAAUUUGCUGUAUUACUAUGGUAUGUGUGGAUUGCUGAAGGAAUGCUUGCUUUAUCGUUAUUUUAGCAAGGAAGUCCGUGGCAAUGCUGAAGUUCCAGAGUCAGAUAUUGUUCAAGCGUGCAGAAGACUGCUGGACGAGAGGCAAAGCACAAACGUGUUGCGUUUUCUUCAAGCAAUAGAUAGGAGGCCCGACAUUACUAAUGGCUUGAGGACCCUGAGAUGUCGAACCCUGAUAUUUGUGGGAGAUGGUUCUCCUUUUUAUGCAGAGGCUCUCCACAUGAUCGAUAAACUGGACAGAAGAUUCAGUGCCUUAGUUGAGGUACAAGCUUGUGGAUCAAUGGUCACGGAAGAGCAGCCACAGGCAAUGCUAACGUCUUUGGAAUAUUUUCUCAUGGGCUACGGAUUGUAUCGACCCAGUCAGUUUAGCGGCAGCCCGAGAAGCCCGCUAAGCCCGACAUGUAUUGCACCAGAACUCUUGUCUCCAGAAAGCAUGGGAUUGAAGCUAAAGCCGAUCAAGACUCGCCUCUCUUCACAAAGAUGA
Molecule: messenger RNA, 1047 nt
Organism: Striga hermonthica
Lineage: Eukaryota; Viridiplantae; Streptophyta; Magnoliopsida; Lamiales; Orobanchaceae
Source: the annotation of a GenBank genome assembly